This is a messenger RNA of Drosophila nasuta, 6626 nucleotides long. RefSeq names its product adenylate cyclase, terminal-differentiation specific. The record is from RefSeq and is a predicted model, not a curated record. Gene Ontology annotation, molecular function: chromatin binding. Gene Ontology annotation, cellular component: condensin complex; chromatin; condensed chromosome. The transcript has 9 exons. Bases 974 to 6163 code for a protein of 1729 amino acids. Gene Ontology annotation, biological process: mitotic chromosome condensation. NCBI's taxonomy places the organism in Eukaryota, Metazoa, Arthropoda, Insecta, Diptera, Drosophilidae.
CAGUUCAGUUCGUUUAUGGUGCGCUUACAAAACGCCGGUUGGCCGUAACGGCCGCGCAAGAAAACGUGGCCGGAUACGGAUGCGGGUCUACUUUGCCGCUUUCAACGCUCGUUGCUCGUCGCUCGUUGCUCGACAAAGAAAAUGCAUCGCCCCAAAAAAAAAACAUGCCAAAAAAAAAUGUUAUAAAGAAAUGAAAAGCCACUGAAGCUGCUGCUCCAGUUUUCUUUUCGAUAAACUGCACUUGCGUGCGAAUAUUUCUGCCAACAAUAAACGCAAGUCGAGGGCGAGCAUGCGGGCGAAGGAGGAGAUGAAGAUGGCAAAGUCGUGUCAGAUCAAGACCCCAGCGAACUUUGGCAAUUUGGCGGCAUUAUAUUUGGAUUAAGCAGCGCCAAAUUGCAACAGACGAACGAACAACGACGAAACAACUACGAUUAACGAUUUAAUUUAAGCUAUUUACAUAGUCGUACAAACACGUAUUGGGCAGAUUAACGCCACUAAACUGAAGGCAGUUCCACAUUGUUUAUAAUUUUAGAGUUAUUGCCAGACAAUAAGAACGAGAACAGACAAAGCAUAAUCAAAAGAAGAAGUGUAGCUAAAAUCUGCUUUAAAGCCACUUGUUAAGUCGAUAAGCAGCCUAGAGACACUGUAGACAAACAGAGAAAGAGAACGAGAACGAACGCAUAGAAAAUCGGUCAGCAACGAAAUUUUAAAAUAUUUUUUAUCAACAAUAAUUUAAAAGUUUUCGAAGACAAGCAAAGCACAGACCGAGAGAGAGUGAGACCUCAAGAGGAGAGUGAGUAAGAGCUAAUAGGAAAAACAAGUGAGCAAACAAGUAACAGCUAAAGCCAAAGCAAAGCACAAGCUGUGGAGGAGGCUCAACUCAACUUGGAAGACCAAGCCAACAAACAACACGUACAACAAAUUUCCAAAGCAACAACCAACAAACAGAAACAACAACAACUACAACAACAUAAUGGCUGGCGUACAACGUAAACUUGUGCACAAGCAAUUCAAUUCACCCAUGGGCCUGUACUCCCAGGAGAACGUAAAGGCCACGCUGAAUCGAGAGCUGAAGGCCUUUGGGGCCGACGGGAUCGAAAUCGACGAACAAAUCACAAAACCAUUGAACUUGGCCAACUCGGCUGUUCUGCGUGCCGUUGAGGAGGAGGAACAACAAGUCAAAUGCGGCGACUUUCAGCCACUGUCCAGGCAAAGUCGCAGCCGUCGUAGGGGUGAUGCAGUGGAACAAUCGCCACAUCAUGCACUGCAUCAGAAUCUGCUGGAUCAGAUCAAGACACAGUAUCUGAGUCAUCAGCACGAUGUGACCAUCGAUCGGGACACUGUGCUGCGCAUCAAUCGCAUGUCCACGCGACGUCAUCUGCACAAGCGCGAUCACAGCUGGCCGCCAGUGGAGCCAGAGUCGCCGUUGGAGCACGGAUCAGAGCUGGCUAUAAUUCAGGGCAGCAUAACGCCAUCGCCAACGCACAGCAUUGAAGCGUUGCGCGAGAAGUUCAACAGUCCCACUAGGAUUGUGGAGCUGUCGCCGCGAGAGGUGAGAAACCAGCGACAGCAGCUGGAGGGAAAAAUCAGCAAGAGCAGCAGCAACUUAAUCAAGCCUAAGAGUGAAACCUCUUUGCUGGACCAGGAGCAGCCUCAAACAGCGCAAUUGAAAGGUUUCUCUGCACCCGAAACCAAGGCAGCGGAUGCAGACAUUGGUUUGGUGGCACCCAAAUGCGAAUACUACGAGCAGCUGACCCAACAGCGUCCCAGCACGCCCAGCACCUUGAAGCCCAACACAGCACCGUAUCGUCCCAGGCUGAAGCGUCAAUCGUAUUCGCUGGAUCGGGGAAGAGCACGGAAACGAGCUGUUGCCUUGAGCGGAGCAGCAGCCACAGAGCUGCCACCGCCGAAGCCACGCAAUGGAGGAGGAGGAGGAGCAACAGCCAGCGCUCCCAGCACUCCGCGUGUGCAGCGACGCAGCAUCAAACUAGCCACCGAGUUGCGCAUCUGCUACGACGGCGACAGCGAGGAGGAGCAACAGCCCAAGGCCACUGCCAGCUAUGACAUCGAUUUGGAGACAUUGCCGCUGCCAGCGUUGCCAUCAACAAGCCGCGGAAAAGCAGCCACAGCUGCAACAGCAACAGCAACCAGCUUGCCAAGAAAGGUCUCUGCGGUAAUUGACAGCCUGGCACUUAAGCAGCAGCAGCAGCUGGCCCUCGCACUGGCCACCGCAAGUGCUCCACGGCAGGUCAGCGAUGUUGGGCAUCGCAUACCAGUUGCAGUUGCAGUCAGCGCUGAGCCAGCGACGGCGGCAGCUCAUUCCGGGCAACUCGAGGCGCGAGUGCAGCAAAUGUACGACGACGCCUGCAGCUAUUUGCAGCAGGAUCAGCAUCAGCAGGAUAUAACAAGCAACAUGACGCCAUCGCCAGCUAACCAGGAUGAGACACCAGCCACCUAUGUGAGCGCCACGAGCGGCAUCAAGCUACAGCGCCAAGAGAGCAUAAGAAAGCCAGCGGCAAUUCCCACGCCACCGCCUUUGCCACCGCCUCCAAUGCGUGCCAAGCGCAGCGAGGAACAGAAGGCACGUCGUCAGGGCGUUGUCUACAGCGACAGCUCAACUCAGGCCCAGCAGCAUGAGGCACAUCUGGAGAUUGCCCAGCUGGAGGCCAAGUAUGCGCACAUACAGCAGUCCAUCACUGAGCAUCUGCGUCAGAUUGAUGCGUACAUGGAGAAUGCCAAGACUGCGCUGCAGCGCAGUGUUCAAGCCACGCCUACACCCAGCACACCGCCCCCAGAGAGACCCAAGACACCCAUUCAACCGCUAUCCGAACCCUGGGAUAUGUUCGCCUCACGUCAAUCGCCAAUACUCGCCACGGAGAAUCCUUUGCAGGCCAUACUCAGGCAAAUCUAUUGCCGGGCCGCGGGCAUUCAACUGCAGCCGCCCAAGGAGCAGGAGCCCAUCGAGACAGUCGAGACGGUGGCACUGCCCGAGGAGAACGUGCCGAUUGUGGAGCGUGCUCUCGAGGACCUGCACAAGAUUGCCUUGGCACUGGACAGCGAUGAGCAGGCGUUGCACGUACUGCAAGUGGAGCACAAGACAACGCCCACAGCGGUCCAAGCAGAGCACGUAAUCAUUGUGGAGGACGAGCAAGAGCCAGAAGAGGAGGACGAGGAGGAUGCGGCAGACAAGGAUUGCAGCUUGGACUACAGACAUGUGUCCGACGUAAUUGCCAACUAUGAACAGCUGUCGGCGGCGAGUGAAAUUGCCACGAAACAACAUGAAACACAGCUGUCGACGGGCAAGGAAAGAACUGUUAAGGAUGAGGCCAGAAAUCAAUUUAGGAAAUUAGCUGAAGCGGUGGAGGUGCAGGCUAGAAAGGAGCGGGAGGCCAAGGAAUGGGUGCAGAAGAAAAUGGUGCGAAAGCAGCAGUGGGAAGAGAAGGUGAAGGAGCUCAAGGAGAAAGAGGAGGAGGAAAAAGAGCAACAGUUAAAGAGGGAAAAAGAGCUGAGGGAGCAGGAGCUACAGGAACGGAAAGAAAAGGAACAGAAAGAGCAAGCGAAGAAGGAGAAAGAGCUGAAGGAGCAAGAGCAGCGGGCAAUAGAACAGCUGGAAAAGAAGGAGCAGCAGCUGAAAGAGAAAGAGCUAAAGCAACAGGAGCUAAAGAAGCUAGUGGAGUUGAUGGAGAGACAGCUGAAGGAGCAGCAACAAAAGGAAGAGCAGGUGAAAGCGCAGCAACUAAAAGAGGAGCAGCAGGUGAAGGAACAGCAGCUAAGGGAACAACAGUUGAAGGAAAAAGAAGUGAGGGAGCAACAACUGAAGGUGCAGCAAUUGAAACAAGAAGAGUUGAAGGAACAACAGCUAAAGGAGCAGAAACUGAAGGAGGAACAACAGUUAAGAGAGCAACAGACCAAGGAAAAGGAACCACAGCAGGAUGCAGUAGAGACUUCCAGCUGCUCACAUGAGACAACAUCAAUUCACGACGUGUCCAAUGGCACUUGGUGCUCUGUAUGUAACGAGUGCCGCGACUCGCCGCAUGGUUGGGGCAAGUUAACGAAAGCAGAUCAGUGGCGCUUCGAUAAUCUGCAAAACGAAUCGCUUCCCAACUACAAAUCGACCUAUGAGGUACGCAGUCCUUAUGUGUCCCGUCAAAUAUCCUGGGAGGAAACACAGCAAGCACAGCCAGAGCAACAGCCAGAACAGCAACCAAAGCAGCAAUUGCAACGUCAGCGAAGCGAGAUUGAAAUUAUUACCACGCCAGCGGCAAUCACAGCCAGCUUAGCUCCCGACACCAGAGAGUGGCAGCUGAGUCGCUCGCCAAGUCCUUCGCCACUGCGCAAAUAUCCUGCGCCUUUGAUUGACACCGCGCAACGUUGCAGCUCGCCCUUUGGCCUCAAUCCAGUUCAAAGCAGAGCUCUUACUCCGACUCCAACUCCGAUUCCUCUAGAAGCCAAGUACACGCAUGUGCCGCAGUUGGAGGGACACAAUAUUGGUCUGCUAGUGCGCACAGCCACCGAACCGCUUCAACUAAGCAUGUCCGCCUCAUCUUCCAUGCUGGCAGCAACACCUCCUGCCACGCCCCGCUGCACUUCGCAACCACCGCCCUUUGAGUUCCUCAUGCAACACGGUCUCGGGCCGCAAAACGACUUCAAAUCGAUUGCAGCCGAUCACAGCGAGGAGCAGACGCAAUCCACACGCGAUUUCAGCAUCAAUCGAUCCUUCGACAAUGUUUCGCCUCGUCCUUAUAUUGGCAUUGAAGGUUACAAACGCGUCGCUUGGCCACCAGCCUCUGAGGAGCGCAUUGUGCGUGAGUUCACGCCUCAGCCUCAGCAGAGUCCGGCGCCAGGCAGCGGUGGCUAUUAUCAGCAACAACAUCAGCAACAACAUCAGCAGCAACCAACAGCAGCAGCAGCAGCGGCGCCGUCCGCUAGCAGCCUCAAUGCUGCACCAGCUCAGGGUCCCAUUUAUAACAACGUAACCCAGCAACAACAGCCACAACAAUACCAGCAACCACAACAACAACAACAAUACUACCAGCAACCACAACAACCUGCACAAAAUGUUUAUGGUCCCAACACUAACUAUGCAUCAAAUGGUUAUGCGCCAGCAGCAGCAACUGUUGCUGCUCCACAAGAUCCUAAUAACUAUCCACAACAACCCAUCCAAUACACACAGGCACAGUUCAAUAGACAACCAUCGAGGGAGCCAGUUGCUGACAACUAUGCGCCGUACGCACAGCCACAGCAGCAACAGCAGCAGCAGCAACCACCCCAGCAACAGCAGCAACACUAUCAGCCAACUUAUCCCCAGCAACAGCAGCAACAACAACCUCCACUUGCCGUAGACAAUGUGGGCGGUGGCUGGAAGCACAUUGGUGCACCUCAGCCCAAGUCUCACCAGGAGUUCACAGCUGGUGGUGUUGCGCCAACAUCUGCUUAUCCCUCGUAUCAGCAGCAGCAACAACAGCCUCAGCAGCAGCAGCAGCAACAAUAUCAAUAUCAACCUCAGCAGCAAUAUCAAGCGCCGUCCAGCGAUAACUACCAGCAACAGCAGCCGCAACAGCAGCAGCCACAGCAGCCAGCUCCACAGCACUGGCAGCAGCAACAACAUCAGCAGCAGCAACCACCACAACAGUCGCAAUAUCAGGCUCCAUAUCAGACGUCUCCUUAUCAACAGCAGCAGCCACAGCCACAACAAAACUAUGCACAACAAAAUGGUGGUGCUAACUAUGCUCAACCACAAUACAAUUCUUAUUCGCAGCCUCAGCAACUGCAGCCUCAACUGCAGCAGCAGCAGCAACAAUUGCCCUACUCGCAAGAUCAGACCGAUCAGCAACAGAGCUACCGUGGCGCCAGUCCUGGCAUCAUAACGCUGCGUAAGGAGGCUCCCGUCUCACAGAAGCCUGCGCCAGUCUACACUUCGCAGCCUGCCGCCGUCAGCUAUCAGGGAGGCGGCAAAUUGCGCGGAGAUUUGAAAUGGCCACCACCGGAGUACAAGGAGGCCGCUGUGCGCGAGAACGAGGAACGUCGCCUCUUGGCGUUGGGCCCCGUCUGCCGUCCCCGUAGAGUCAAUCGUGACUACACUACCUUCUUUGCCAAGAACCAACUGAACUGCACCUAUCCCAGCUACAAGGUGCCACCAGGCACUCAGCACAUGUUUGCCUAAGUUCGUAAGAAGGCAGAAACUUAGAAAACAAAAAUGAUAAACAAACAAAUUAUUAUCAAAACAAUCAAUGGAACCCACUUCAUAUAAUACUAAAAAACGAUCAUGUAAAUGUUACUAAAACGAAAACUAACGAAACUAUAUACUAUACAAAACUAUAUAUGUAUAUUGUUAUACUAAUUUUAAACGCUACUAACAAAGCAACUAUAUAUACGUAUCUAUCUAUCUAUCUAUCUAUCUUAUCUUAUCUAUCUAUCAUUAUUUAUAUAAUUAUGCCAAAACGAAACGAAUAUCAGGGUACGAAGUAUCCCCCAUACUUCUGUUAUCCGAUUGAAGGUCAUAUAUCUGCAUAAGAUGUAUGAUAAUGGUAAAGAGAAAAGAUUAUAGUUUAUUCUAUAUGCUACAUACGAAAUAUAUUGGAGCAUAUGCAUAAAGAAAGAUGAAAAAAAAAAAUAAACAAAAGAAA